AUCACUUGAACUUCUCAACAAUCAUGCCAAGAGUACCACCACAACAACAGCAGAAAAGUACAAACAUGGAGGAGAUAAAGAAGGGAGCGUGGUCUCCGGAGGAAGACCAAAAACUGAAAUCUUAUAUCAUGAGAUGUGGCAUUUGGAAUUGGAGCCAUAUGCCCAGAUUUGCUGGUCUUUCAAGAACAGGGAAAAGUUGUAGAUUAAGAUGGAUAAACUAUCUCCGCCCUGAUGUUAAGAGAGGACCUUUUAGCAUUGAAGAAAGAGAAACAAUCAUCAAAACCUAUCAGGAAGUUGGGAAUAGAUGGUCAGAAAUUGCUGCAAGAUUGCCAGGAAGAACUGAUAACGAAGUUAAGAACUACUUCCACACACACUUAAAGAAGCAUUUGGGAGUGAAAAAUGAUGCCCCAUCGAAGACUAAAGCAAGAAGCAAUAAAAGGGCAGUGAAGAAAACCAAAGGAAAUGAGAGGACAAAUGCCGACAAAGGAUCACCUGUUGUUUCUUCAUCAGACAGCAACAGUAUUAUUACAUUUGAAGUAAAUCAAAUGAUGGAUGUUACUAUGAACUCAUCUCAAACGUACCAAGAUUGGUACAACAUUGUCGACCAACAAAAUAUUGAGAUGGAAAUUAGGCCAGUUAUAUUGGAGAGCAACCCAGAUGAUGGUACUUAUAAUUCCAACGGCCAACAACUUCAUGAUCAGUUUGAGUGCUCUCAUGACAUUUCCGAAUAUUAUUCCAGCUUUGACUCAAUCGACCAGUUCAAUAUGAGUUCAUUCUGGUUUGGUGAACUUUGGGAUGUCGAAACAUCUGAUUUUUUGAGAGAUGUUAUAACUAAUUAGCACCUAUAUAUGUCUCACGUCUAGCACUAUUUGGCCUUUUUAGUAAACAAAGCCAACUAGAAAAUGGGGAUCAGACAACUUCUAUUUCCUGCUACUUGUUCAAUAAAUAUGAAGUAUAGUGGAUUAGUG
This is a messenger RNA of Nicotiana attenuata, 968 nucleotides long. Its product is annotated as myb-related protein Myb4-like. The record is from RefSeq and is a predicted model, not a curated record. NCBI's taxonomy places the organism in Eukaryota, Viridiplantae, Streptophyta, Magnoliopsida, Solanales, Solanaceae. The transcript is spliced from 3 exons. Bases 24 to 839 code for a protein of 271 amino acids. Gene Ontology annotation, biological process: regulation of stomatal movement.